AUGGCCUCCAUCCUUCACCUCUUUGCGUUGUCCGCUGCUUUGGGCCAGGUGACUGCUACCUUCGAUCUCAACACUGCUGGUCCUAGUUGGGACUAUACAACAAAGGACUUAGCAGACACGACCUCGCAAGCUUGCAAAGACGCCUAUAGCGCCAGUAUCAACUGCGAUGAAACCCUCCUCAAGAUCGUGGCCUCUAUGGAUCCCGACUUCGACCCGCAAUCGUCGGACCUGCAGGCUAUGUGCACAACAACAUGCAGUGAUUCAUUGACCCAGUAUAUCAAGAAAGUCAAUGCUGCAUGCGACAAGGACGGCGAUCUAGCCGGGAUUUCCAGCGGGAACAAGAAUAUCUAUCAGGCUCCCGUUGCCACCGUGGGCGAGGUGUUCCAGUACAAAUACGGCCAAGCUUGUGCCAAGAGCGGGUCUGACUACUGCUACUUGACCUAUCCCGAAAGCGACGAUUGGGCCAAAACCGACUUCCCGUGUAGCGACAAGUGUGCAGUUCAGUUUUUCCAAAACGCCCACGAGCAACCUGGCUCGGCAUAUUUCUUCAGCUACUUUUCUCUUGGUAACCAGUCCUCAUACUGGGAGGAUACCUUUGCCGGUGGUUGGGAGACUGUGGUUCAAUGCGGCGAUGGUGGAAGCAAUGUAAGCUCCGUUAGCGCAAGUUCGACGAAGACCGAUAUCGUUAACAUCACAUCUUCCACCAGCUCAAUUAGCAACACAUUGGCUAUUUCUCCGACCUCAACGCCGACUGCUGCGGUGUCAACCGCCGUGCCGGUUCGGUCUGCCUCUGAGAGUACUUCAACUACAGCCACUGGUGGUGCUUCGAGGCUCAGAGCUUCCUUUUUGCUUUUUUAG
Messenger RNA from Penicillium verrucosum, 858 nucleotides. RefSeq lists its product as uncharacterized. The transcript is spliced from 2 exons. Bases 1 to 858 code for a protein of 285 amino acids. NCBI's taxonomy places the organism in Eukaryota, Fungi, Ascomycota, Eurotiomycetes, Eurotiales, Aspergillaceae. The record is from RefSeq and is a predicted model, not a curated record.